This is a messenger RNA of Seriola aureovittata, 1846 nucleotides long. RefSeq names its product ST13 Hsp70 interacting protein (gene st13). The record is from RefSeq and is a predicted model, not a curated record. Bases 174 to 1247 code for a protein of 357 amino acids. Gene Ontology annotation, molecular function: protein dimerization activity; Hsp70 protein binding. Lineage: Eukaryota; Metazoa; Chordata; Actinopteri; Carangiformes; Carangidae. The transcript is spliced from 13 exons.
CUGUCGGUCUGUCCUACAACUUGCCUGAAUGAAAACACGGGAGUGACGCCACUACCAGCGAAGCGGUGGCGAUAAAAGUCGACUGCGACCCUCCUCUGUGGUAUUUCUUCUCGGGCGUCAACGGAGUUCGUUUUUCGAUAAGCGCGCUGUGUGCUGGACCGUGACCGAGCAGCAUGGACCCACGAAAAGUGGCAGAGUUGAGGAGCUUCGUGCAGAUGUGCGAGUCCAACCCCGGGAUCCUGCACCUUCCAGAGAUGAGCUUCUUCCGGACCUGGCUGCUGGGCAUGGGUGCAACAAUCCCUCCCCCACCCAAGACAGAGGAUUCAUGCCAGGGUGGCUGUCCUUGUGGUCCUCCCCCUACAUCAGCUCCGCCUCCCGCGCCCGAGCCUCCCGUACUCUCUGAGAGCGAGGAGAGUGAAAUAGAAAUGGACAAAGAGGGAGUGAUCGAGCCGGACACCGACGAUCCACAGGACAUGGGAGACUUUGAAAACAUUGAGGUCACAGAGGAGAUGAUGGACCUGGCCAAUGAGAAGAAGAUGGAGGCCAUUGAUGCUCUGGGAGAAGGUGAUCUGCAGAAAGCUAUGGGUCUCUUCACUGAAGCCAUUAAGCUGAACCCCUGCGUAGCCAUCCUGUACGCCAAGAGGGCAAGUGUCUACAUCCAGAUGCAGAAACCCAACGCAGCCAUAAGAGACUGUGACAGAGCCAUCAGCAUCAACCCAGACUCUGCACAGCCGUACAAGUGGAGGGGAAAGGCUCACAGGCUGCUGGGACACUGGGAGGAUGCAGCCAAGGACCUGGCCACAGCCUGUAAACUGGACUAUGAUGAAGACGCCAGUGCGAUGCUGAAGGAGGUCCAGCCUAAGGCGAACAAAAUCAUGGAGCACAGACGCAAAUACGAGCGCAAGAGAGAAGAGAAGGAGAUCAAGGAGAAACAGGAGCGGGUAAAGAAAGCGAGAGAGGAGCACGCGCGCGCUCAGAGGCAGGACGAGGAAGCACGGCAGUUUGGAGGAGGAUUCUUCCCAGGUCCUGCUGGAUUCCCAGGCGGGGCCCCUGCUGGCAUGCCGGGUCUCGGUGACCUCCUGAAGGACCCCGAGCUGCUCAACGCCAUGAAGGACCCCGAGGUGAUGGCCGCCUUCCAGGAUGUGGCGCAGAACCCGGCCAACAUCUCCAAGUACCAGAACAACCCCAAAAUCAUGGCCCUCGUCACCAAGCUGAGCUCCAAGUUUGGAGCUUCACCACAGCCGUAGACGGGGGAAAAAGAGCGAAGCGGAGUGGAGAGAGAGGAGGGGAGCGCCGAUACGUGGUGAAACCAUCUCGAGAACCCACAACGCUUUUCAAAUUAUUCCACUGUGUGCAGCUCAAACAUGGGAGCGGCUGACAGAUUAAUUGGUGUGAUGUAGAGAGAGUGGGGCUACUUUUUUAAAUGUUCUUAUUCAGCCUGUUAGCACUUAGCAACGUCUCAACGUCUCAACCCCGACGGUUAGGAGUCAGGUCUGAUACUUAGACAAACCCCCCCACCGCGUCUCAGCUGGGACUUCACGUAACCACAGGUGGAGCAAUUUCUUAACCUGUAUCUGGAAAAGCUAAACUGGGAGCUCCUGCAUUAAGACGCUAGCUCACAAACAUUUUUACAGCCAUUUAAUACGUGGUGAUGGUUUAGCUACCGGUCUUUUCUUUCUCUGAUCAGAGCCGAACUCUCACACACAACUGUCGGCACUUUUUGUUAACAGAUCUAUUAUUGUAAAUGUAAAAAUAAAUUUAAAAAAUGGGAAAAAAAAUUCUGACCUUGAUGUUUGACCCUGUUGGAAAAACGAUUCACAAUAAUAAAACCUCUGUUGCUGCAAAA